AUCGUGUUCUUCUCGCGGACAGCUAAAAGCUACUAUAGAUCCCUACCAUCGCCAGCCCGUAACAUCGACAUCCAUACGGGCGACAGCUGGCACUGCGACACCUUAAGAAGUAGACUCAGACUCUCACACUCGAGCGAAGACACACCGUGUCGCUCUGCGCAGACGUCCUGAGCUUCGCCAGCAGCCCGCUUGCCAGCUCCACACAGGCCAGUCUCCCUCCCUCCAUACUCUCUCCGGCCCUGGCCCACAAUGUACUCGCCGCCGCACCACUCUACUCGGUCUCCACCACCUCUGCAACAUCCCAUCCCCACUCACCCGCCGCGGCAAGUACCCGACCCACCCGGAACACCCACUCCCUCGGCAGCCGUUUCCGGCUCCGCAGACACACACAUGAGCUCUGUCCGUUCCAGGGCAGGUGGGGCAGCUCCUACGGGCCAAGUUUCCUCUACCAUGAGCGCUGGAACGAGCUCUAGCGGGAGCUGUACUUCAGGCCAGGCUCCCUAUGCCAGAUAUAGCAGCCCGCCCAUUCAACCUCAGCAGCCAGACACAGGCUCCAUGGCAAUGGGAGGCGGUGGAGGUGGCAUGGGAUAUGGACAAAGUUUCGGAUCGGCAAUGAAUGACCACUCGGCAUACGGCCAACAGCAGCAUCAGCAAAGCGGAUACGGCAAUCCUCAGCAAUCAUCGUACUAUUCUCAGCAGGCCGGUGGAGCAGGACAACAGCAGCAGAGUCAAUUUGGCGGAUUUGCCAACUUUCUGCCGAGUGAUCCGAAUGUGAACAUGACCGCUCAAAUGGGAAUGCACUUUGGUCAGCAGAUGGCAAGCGUAGGAGGAGAAUACAUGCAGAAGAACAUCUCGACAUAUCUGCCGUCAAUGGCAACUCUGAGACCCUUCUUCAACGUAUCAAAUUCCUACGUCCUUCACAAGCUCCGCGUCAUCCUUUUCCCCUGGCGGCAUAGACCCUGGUCACGAGCUCAUCGGGCGGCAGGAGGUGGAGGUGUAGCAGUGGGAGGAGUUCCACCCAGCGGUGGAGCCGAAGCGGCAGGAGGUACUAUGGAGUGGCAGACGCAGAGGAGAGUCAUCAUGGAAGGAUACGCUCCUCCGAGGGAGGACGUCAAUGCGCCGGACCUGUACAUACCAGUGAUGUCCUUUGUCACCUACGUCCUCCUCAUUUCCGUCAUCCUCGGCCUCUCGAACAAGUUCCGUCCCGAGAUUCUCGGCCUCACAGCCUCUCGCGCCCUAAUCAUCAUCGGCGUCGAGCUCCUGCUAAUCAAGCUAGCCUGCUAUCUCCUAAAUGUUCAAGGAAACCAUUAUGGGAUCUUGGACUUGACUAGCUAUGCAGGAUACAAGUUCGUGCCGGCCUGCGUCACACUGGCUGCUUCAGCGUUGAAGCUGGGAGGACUAGUGUGGUGGAUGAGCUUCGUCUACUCGUUCGCCGCGUUGGCCUUCUUCCUCCUCCGCUCCCUCCGCCACAUCAUCCUCCCCGAUGCAGCCAGCGCCCCAUCUUCCUCUGCAAGCGUAACCACCAUUACCCACGCUCAGCGCAACAAGCGAGUACAGCUCCUAUUCAUCAUUGCUGUACUCCAAUUCUUGCUUGGGGCCGGGUUAUGUUUGAGAGUGACUGGAUAAAGGAGAUUGGGAAGGAGAGAGAGAGAGAAAGGGGUGGAGCUGGCAGAGGGGAGAGAAGAGGCGAGUCGAGAUAGCGCGGGUCGCUCUGGGUUUGAGGUGGCAUGAGAUGGGAUGAGAGAAAAGAAAAAAAGAAGGGCAGCAUAUCAGCGACUACCACAUCCAGGAACUCCCACUGCUUUUCUCCACUCCCCCCUUUGGUAUCACACUAGCGCAUCGUCACGCAAUUCUCACACCUUUUGGC
Molecule: messenger RNA, 1867 nt
Organism: Microstroma glucosiphilum
Lineage: Eukaryota; Fungi; Basidiomycota; Exobasidiomycetes; Microstromatales; Microstromataceae
Product: YIF1-domain-containing protein
Exons: 4
Coding region: 250-1626 (458 amino acids)
Biological process (GO): endoplasmic reticulum to Golgi vesicle-mediated transport
Cellular component (GO): COPII-coated ER to Golgi transport vesicle; endoplasmic reticulum-Golgi intermediate compartment; endoplasmic reticulum membrane
Source: RefSeq, a predicted model, not a curated record